Messenger RNA from Clonostachys rhizophaga, 1599 nucleotides. The record is from the annotation of a GenBank genome assembly. NCBI's taxonomy places the organism in Eukaryota, Fungi, Ascomycota, Sordariomycetes, Hypocreales, Bionectriaceae.
AUGGCUGCCAACCACUCGCCCUGGCUGCAUCAGUCGUACCCCACCAAAGACGAAGAGGUGACAGAGACUGCCGAAGUCCACAACAACGGGCACAAUGCCACCAUCGCCACCACCAACGAGGAGCGCGACCUGAAGCGCGGUCUCUCUGAGCGCCAUGUCGCCAUGCUGGGUAUCGCCGGAGCCAUCGGCACUGGUCUCUUCCUCGGUCUUGGGUCCUCAGUGCAAAAGGCCGGCCCAGCUGGUGCGCUGCUCGCGUAUGCGACUGUCGGCCUGGUCGUGUGCGCGGUGCAAUUUGCGCUGGGAGAGGUCGCUGCCCUCAUGCCCGUGACCGGCGCGUUCGUCCGCCACGCCGAGUUUCUCGUCGACCCUGCGCUUGGAUUUGCAGUGGGUUGGAAUCUGGUUUACGGGACGACUUUGUCCAUCCCGGCGGAGAUCACGGCCAUCUGCGUGCUGUUUCAGUACUGGACGGACCUCAGCCCUGCCGUGUUCAUUGUCAUCUUCAUGGUCCUCACAGUAGCCGUUGGAUUUUCUCUUGUUAGGGUUUUUGGUGAGGUCGAAUACAUCUUUGGCUGGCUUAAGAUUCUCCUCGUCAUCUUUCUCAUCAUUCUCGGUCUCGUUAUCAACCUGGGCGGCGUGCCAGGAACACCGCGAAUCGGUUUCAAGUACUGGUAUUCGCCCGGCCCAUGGGCGGAAUAUAUUGGAACUGGCCACUGGGGCGAGUUUCUGGGAUACUGGUCUGUCAUGACGGGCGCGGUGUUUUCCUUUGCUGGAACGGAGUCGAUUGCUAUGGCAGCCGCGGAGACACGCAACCCGCGCAAGGCUAUCCCGAGAGCCUGCAAAAACGUGUUCAUCCGAGUUCUUGUAUUUUACCUGCUGGCAAUCUUGAUUGUCGGUAUGUUGGUCCCGAGCGAUGACGAGCGUCUCAACAACGAUGGCAGUGAUGCAACUGCUUCGCCCUUCGUUAUUGCAGCUUCGGCAGCUGGAUUACCCGCCAUUCCAAGUGUUGUAAACGCCAUUGUGAUUACCUCCGCCUGGUCUGCGUCGAACCAGAGUCUGCUGUCUGGAACCCGUGUGCUUUACGGCCUCGCUCUCAAAGGUCAUGCGCCUCGCAUCUUCUUGCGGACCACGAGCUGGGGUGUCCCGUAUGUCUGUGUCUCUCUAUACACCGCCGUCAUGUUCCUGAGCUUUAUGAGUCUCUCGAAUGGCGCCAUCACUGUCUUCUGGUGGUUGGUCAGCCUAACCUCAGCUGGAACGCUCGUGUCUUGGUCAACAAUUCUAUUCAACCACAUCCGUCUGCGACUAGCUCUGAAGAAGCAAAACAUCCCUUAUACGCGGCUCCCAUGGGCAAAUCGUUUCACUUUGCACAGCUCGAUCGCCGCCUUGGGAAUGUGUUUCAUUAUCAUUCUCACGAGCGGAUUCACAGUUUUCACCAAAGGAAACUGGGACCCCAGUUCCUUUGUAUCAUCUUACUUGGAUUUCCCGCUGGUACUCGCGGCGUUCCUCUUUUGGAAAUUCUACAAGAAAACCAGGUUCUUGUCUCUCGAUGAUAUAGACAUAGAGCGUGCUUUGCGGGAGGCUGAUGAGGACAAACGAUAUUGA